GGAGUCCUGAGUAUUGUGUAUUGCAUUCUUCAGAAAUCGAAUUUUGUGUUCGAUUUUGAGACAUGUUUAGCUUUAUUUGUUGGAAUUAGUUAGUGUUGUUUAGUUGCAAUAAAUUAAAUAAACAAACUCCAACAUGGCUUUACGAACGUACGGCGAUAAGCCGAUUAGUUUCCAGAUUGAAGAAGGAGGAGAAUUUUAUUGUGUUGGCUCAGAGGUCGGCAAUUACCUGCGGUUGUUCCGUGGGUCUCUAUAUAAAAAGUACCCUGGCAUGGUCAGGAGGACCCUGACCAAUGAAGAAAGAAAGCGUCUGGUUGACAAUGGGCUAGGCCAGCAUGUUCUAUCGAGUUCUGUGUCAUUGCUGAAAGCAUCAGAAGUAGAAGAUAUUAUAGAAGGGAAUGAUGAUAAAUACAAAGCAGUAUCAGUCAGUCAGGAGCUAGCGACGCCUCGGGAAAGUAAAAGUAAAAAGCCACAUAAUCCAUCAUGGAUGCCUGUGAUGCCAAACUCCUCACACUUGGAUGCCGUGCCUCAAGCCACUCAGAUUAGCAGGACCAGGGUUCACAACAAGAAGGUGCGCACCUUCCCCCUAUGCUUUGACGACACGGACAUGACGGCGAUGCUGGAGAACGCCUCCCAGAAGCAGAUCCUUGUCCCCAUCCGCCUCGACAUGGAGAUUGAAGGCCAGAAGCUCAGGGACACAUUCACUUGGAAUAAAAAUGAAUCAAUAAUAACCCCAGAGCAAUUCGCUGAAGUUCUCUGUGACGACCUGGAACUCAAUCCGAGCACAUUCGUGCCCGCCGUCGCGUCGUCCAUCCGACAGCAGAUCGACGCGUUCCCCAGCGAGCCCCCGGCCAUAUUGGAAGAGCAGAGCGACCAGCGGGUUGUCAUUAAGCUGAACAUACACGUUGGGAAUACUUCGCUUGUUGAUCAGGUGGAGUGGGACAUGUCAGAGAAGGAGAACAACCCGGAAGCAUUCGCGACCAAGCUCUGCGCUGAACUAGGCCUAGGCGGGGAGUUUGUAACAGGCAUCGCUUACUCCGUCCGCGGGCAACUCGGCUGGCAUCAGCGGACCUUCGCCUUCAGCGAGGCGCCUCUUCCUGUUGUUGAGACGCCGUACCGCCAGCCCUCGGAGGCGGAGACCUGGGCCCCGUUCCUGGAGACCCUCACGGACGCGGAGAUGGAGAAGAAGAUCCGCGACCAGGACCGCAACACGCGCCGCAUGCGCCGCCUCGCCAACACCACGCCCGAUGUGUCAUUGGGGCGCGCCGUGAACCGCCUGAUCCGCGCCGACGAGGCCCUCUUCCAGUCCACGCCGGAAAAGAGGAGGAAAAAGAUUUAAUCGCCCAGUACCGAGCUCGGAAGAAUGGUGACAAGUUUGUCAACACCCUGGCAAUAGGGAAUAUUACGCAAAACUUUGCGUAGGGGGCGCCACUAGCACAUACUGAGGGUGAAACACAAAAAUCGAAGUUUCGUUAUCUGGCUCUCUAUCACUUGCAUAUUCGAGCGAGUGGUAGAUAACAAAAUUUAGAUUUUCGGGUUACGCGGCAACGGCAAGCCCUCUGUAAACAAACCGCCUUGAUGCAUCCAAGUCAUAGUGAAAACUUGUCAAAAAACUGUUAAAGGCAUAGUAUGUAUAAGUUACUCUAUGGUUUACAAUAUGUGCUAGUGCUGCUCUCUGGCGGCAGAAUAUUGUAAUACCCCCUAUUAAACUGUUGGAAUACUUGUCAAGCUACUCGUUCUAAGAUUGAUUUUAACCCCUCAACUCAUGGGUUUAAAAACUUUACCAUUUAGAGGGUAAGGCCAAAUUAGCCUCAAAAAAGCUCGGUGUGCUCAACAGAUCGAGACAGUAUUUCACGCCGGCCCACCGCCUACAGCUGUAUAAAGCGCAGGUUCGCCCACACAUGGAAUACUGUUCUCAUCUAUGGGCAGGGGCACCCCAAUACCAGCUUCUCCCUCUGGACCGCAUCCAGCGAAGAGCGACUCGAAUUGUCGACUGCCAGCGUACUUCGGAACGGCUUGACUCCUUGGCGCUGCGUAGAGAUGUGGCCUCGCUCUGCAUUUUCUAUCGCGUGUAUAACGGGGAGUGCUCCGAGGAAUUGUUCGGAUUAAUCCCUGCAGCUUCUUUUCGCCAUCGCCCUACGCGAAAACAUUACCAUCCUCACCACUUAGAUGGUUGGCAGUCCUCAACUGUACGUUUCUCUAGAAACUUCCUGCCUCGCACAGCUAAACUGUGGAAUGAACUGUCGCCUGCGGUAUUUCCGGACCGAUAUGACCUUCAAACCUUCAAGAAAAGAGCGUAUUCCCAUCUUAAAGGCCGGCAACGCACUUACAACCCCUCUGGUGUUGCGGGUGUCCAUGGGCGGCGGUAAUCGCUUUCCAUCAGGUGAUCCGUCUGCUCGUUUGCCUCCUAUUUCAUAAAAAAAAAAAAAAAAAAAAAAAAAAAAAAAAACUGGCAAAAAUGCUUUUUAUAUUCUGUAGGAUAUAAUGAGAUGUCUGAAACACAUAAAUUAAGAAACGUGGGCAAAUUCUAUCGCUUUUUUGCUAAUCUUAAAAAAAAGAGGUAUAAAUUGGCAAGUUUUAUUAAUGCCAUUAAUGUUGACAGACUAAUAUCAUGACGCUCGUAAGAAUACCAUAAAAGUGUAGCAGUUAACCUUUUCGACGCCGUGUCAAACACAAAAGCUGUCUCUUGGACGCCACGUCACCGAAGUGUCAAAACUGAAAUUGAACUUUAUGCACAUGCACGUAGGUCUAUGUUGCCCUGUGAUCUGUCACGGAUUAAGCGGUCUUUGGCGUUGGACCUGCGGUGCCGAUAUAUCCGCCAUUGGCGUCCAAAAGGUUAAGAGAGAGACGGAUGGAACGAAUGAUUAAUGAAUGGAAUUACACAUCCAGGUAAAAGAAGUACCUAUAGAGAUAAAGAAUCUAAAUUUAAAACGCCGCUGUAGCAUUCCGUGAAGUUGAUUUUCAGGUAUAGGAGUUUCUUUUUCUGUGACAAAUGGUCAACAAUAUGGCCCUAUGGCACUAAUAAGGGGCUAUAGGUACCUAGUAAUUCGGGUAGAGACUCAUAAUCAUACUUCUUUUUUGCAUUAGAAAAAAGGGGUGUGAUCUUGUCUUUUUAUUGAAAAACACUUGAAAAGUAAGACAGCAAAUAUGUAACAAUUAUAACGCAUAUUAUGAUCAUAUACAUUCUUUAGGUUUCAAAAGUCACGUCAAGAUUGUUAACCUUUUUUCUAAUGGUAAAAAAACAAAGUAUAAUUAUGAGUCCUACCCAAAUUAUAUCCCUUAAUUUAAGAUCUGUCUAUAUAAAACACUUGAAUCUAUCUUGAAUUUAAAUCUCGUUAUGACUACUUAUGACGUAAGUAUUAACUAUCAUAUCAACAGAAAGAUUUCCCUGCCAUACGAAAUCAAGGAUCUUCAUAACGAACGGAUUUAACCAAGGAUUCCCUAACCAUUGGAGGGUUAAAAGGGAAAGGUAGUAUUCCUCGCGCGACAUUGCAGGCUCGCUUGUGCUAGUGACACGCAUUCGAAGAUACAUAGCUAUAUGUAUCGUAAUAAAUAAACGAGUAAGUAAUCAUACUACAUAGAACUUUAUUUUUACUUUGUCAUUGUGUUUCUAUUUCUAUUCUAUAUCUCUUAAUAUUCCAUUUAUUGUAAUCUGUUAGCGUUUAAGAAUUCUUGUCGUAUAAUAAAG
Molecule: messenger RNA, 3685 nt
Organism: Cydia strobilella
Lineage: Eukaryota; Metazoa; Arthropoda; Insecta; Lepidoptera; Tortricidae
Gene: Snr1
Product: SWI/SNF-related matrix-associated actin-dependent regulator of chromatin subfamily B member 1-A
Exons: 8
Coding region: 134-1336 (400 amino acids)
Biological process (GO): chromatin remodeling; positive regulation of pseudohyphal growth by positive regulation of transcription from RNA polymerase II promoter
Cellular component (GO): nBAF complex; nucleus; nuclear chromosome
Molecular function (GO): transcription coactivator activity
Source: RefSeq, a predicted model, not a curated record